AUGUCCAUAUUUGUGAUGUCGGAUCCCCACAACCUCAAGUUUAUUGGCUCAAUUCUGGAGGAAAUGUUAGAAAAUGUUCCUCGUGACAAUGCUAAUGUCAAAGUUCUAAAGAAAGCGAAGAAGCCGACAAAGAAACUGAGAUCUCCAUCCCCGGUACUUCAGGAAGAAUCGGAAUCAAGAACUAUUAUUGGAGUUGAAGAGGAUGAUACAAUCAUACAUGAGGAAGAGGAUACUGCAACAACUUUGGAACCAACCCCUACAGAACCGAUUCCGAAUGUAUCUUCUCCACCAUCCUCCAUUGUUCCAACUUUUGACAGUUUUGGGAAAAUUCGGAAAGAACCAUUUCUGAACUUAUCUAUUGCUCCACAAUCACCACCUAUUAUUCCACCAAAUUCACCCAUGCCAUCCUCACCCACUACAUCCACAAUUUUAUCCUAUUCAUUGCUCCUCUACCACCAAUGA
Molecule: messenger RNA, 462 nt
Organism: Lactuca saligna
Lineage: Eukaryota; Viridiplantae; Streptophyta; Magnoliopsida; Asterales; Asteraceae
Source: the annotation of a GenBank genome assembly